AUGACCCCGGCGCGUGCCCCCCUCCCCCCUUCCCAGAACGCCCCGCCGUUUCUCAAGCUCCCCCCAGGGCCCAUGUGGAAAAGCAACGCAGGAAAAUUCUGUUUCUGCCUUUCCACGUCCCUCUUGCCUAUGAAUGCCUGGUUGACACCUCACACAACACUACACACCGACACCCCGAUAUCUCGCUCGCUCGCUCCCUCACACACGCGGCUCCCUCAUUUCUCACACACACCCAGACAAUAUUAA
Colletotrichum costaricense is the source of this 246-nucleotide messenger RNA. RefSeq lists its product as uncharacterized. The coding region runs from base 1 to 246 and encodes 81 amino acids. The transcript has a single exon. Lineage: Eukaryota; Fungi; Ascomycota; Sordariomycetes; Glomerellales; Glomerellaceae. The record is from RefSeq and is a predicted model, not a curated record.